Paramuricea clavata is the source of this 315-nucleotide messenger RNA. The record is from the annotation of a GenBank genome assembly. Lineage: Eukaryota; Metazoa; Cnidaria; Anthozoa; Malacalcyonacea; Plexauridae.
UCAGCAGAUCAUGAAACACAAUGUGUUCUUCACAUUGCUCUAUGUUACGGAGGUUUGAAGAAUCUUGUUCGUGCAUUCGAAACGUUCAGAAAAGUCGAAGAGUUGUGUGCUAGAAAGUCAGUUAGCGACAACAUACGAUUGGAUAUUCACAAAACAUUGGCAGACACUUUCACCGAGGAAGAAUACGGAGAUAAUUCUAAGGUAUUGUAUCACCUUAAAGAAGCCGAAGGUAUCUUUAAGCGAAUAGAAAGAUCCGAAACGCAGGAAGAUGCACUAAUUGAAGUGCAAGCAAAGAUCUUGAGUCUGGAAUUUUAA